CAUAAAAUAAAUAUCAGCUCCAUGAAAAUCAUCCACCUCCGCAGCCCACCCAGUGUGCCACUAUCGAAGUACCGUACCGUCCCCUACCACCACCCCUCGAAUGCCAAUCCCUAACUAACUAUUACUCCUACACCUCGGAACAUUCUGGGUUGUUUCUUUCUGUAGCUUCAAACCCCCCAAGAAACCUGCUUUCCACCCAUACCAUCCAUACCUAUGUGAUGGGACCUGACGCAUGUUGAGCACGUCGGCUGCAGUCGCGCCUCCUCACAAAAGGCCAUGAUGGUGCUAGUUGCAAACAUGGUCGUAUCGACGACGACAGCAAGACCACGCGUCGCAAACCUCUCAACCCUCCGUCGCCUGCGAGCCGCCGUCAGCGCCGCCGCUCGUGCUGCACAGGCGCCGAGGCCUGCGACUACUGCCAAGCUUACCACCCUCCAAGAAGCGAAUCCUCGGAACCUGCCAGAGGUAUGGUUCAGAUCUACAUUUCCCUUCGGGGGCCCUCAGCCGGUUAUGCCCAACGGCCGGUCUCCGCCGCCUGACCCUCGCAAGGUUAAGCUCGGAAAAACUCUUCGUAUCCUCCAGGAGCGCCUUCCAACACUCCUCGAAUCGCCUCUCCCGCAGGAAAUCCUCGCGCCCAACAUUUCCCUGCAUCUCUUCCCCUCGACGCACCAGCAUCUGCCCGCAGUGUCAGGCCGCGUCGCCUAUAUUGCCGCGCUAUGGACGAGCCCGAUAGCGUGGAACCGCGUGCCGCUGAUUGGCAACAACCGCCUCGAGAUAUUGUCAGAGCGCAUGGUCGACCAACCGAUACAGUCGACCCCACGGAGGACCGGCGCCACGGGGGAGCAGCUCGUUGUGCGCUGGCGCAGCCUGGGCGGCGGCAACGUCCUCGGGCUUGGCUCCGGUGAUGGCGACAGGAGCAAGGAGUUUGUCGGCCUGUUCAUCUUUGAUUUCGAUGUCGAAGGGAGGAUCCUGAGCCAUACCAUCGAAACUGUCCAGGAAGGUGGUCACUGGGAGAAGGGAGUCGGUGCCAAGGUCGUCGGGCUGACGGAUUGGCUUCUCGGAAAUAUCAGGAGAGGCGGCGCACCUGAAGGUAGUCUGGCUGCCUACCAUGCGCCGCGUAUAAGAAGAAGGAGGUGACUGCUACCCCGUGCACCAAUUUUACGACAAGCCUCGAGACGACAAGUCGAGGUCACCAAUGCUACGAUGCGGAGCCAAGGCUCAUUAGGAAUAUAAUUGCGACUACUAAAUGUGAUAUUACACAGUCAUCGUUCGAGGAGGUAAAAAAGGGCCAAGAUGAGAGGCCUGCGGGCAUGAAUGGGGAUAGAGGUGCAGGGAGGAGGAUAAGGGGACACCGAAAGCUUCGGAUGCAUGUUUUCGGCAGCAGGGCUGAUUAUACGAUAUUGCAUAUUACGGCGACUGACGACGACAUAGAGUGUACGAUCGUGAACUUCAUUUUUACCGAGGGCACAAGAGGCGCCACUUCAUAUCCCUCGUUGUAUUAUUUUUUGUGCGAUGUGGACUAGAGAUUUAGUCAAAGGAAAUCACUCCAAUUCGAUAAUAUAUGAAAAUGUAUGUCAACCCAGGUCAGUCAAGUACAGCAUCGGAUUUGUUGUCCCAAGUG
Molecule: messenger RNA, 1621 nt
Organism: Pyricularia oryzae 70-15
Lineage: Eukaryota; Fungi; Ascomycota; Sordariomycetes; Magnaporthales; Pyriculariaceae
Exons: 2
Coding region: 277-1137 (286 amino acids)
Source: RefSeq, a predicted model, not a curated record